ACAAGUCUAAACGAAAACAGGAAAAGAUCCCACAAAGAGCAUGGGUGGGGGCUGUAAUCAUGGCUUUCAUUAGUUACCAGAUGUCUUUAUUACAAUGGAGUGGAGAAAAUCAACCUCCUUAUGUAGAGUCAGAGCGACGACUAGCUAGCAAAGAGGUGGGAUAUGGGAAAAAAACCUCUUCCUGAUCCGACAGCACUGCAUGCCACGAGACGGGCACUCUAUGUGGAUCUACUCGAGCCUAUAAUCACACCUCGGGCUACAGGACGCAGACUCCUGCCCAGAAACAUACAGCUGUGCUGUGUGCCUUUUAUGAUCUUAAGUGAGGGGAUGGAGAGAGAAGUGUAGCACGAAAACCAUGACAGAGAAAACAGACAGCCUGGCGUGGGCUGACUCAGAGCUGGCACAGUGCGAAGCCGAGGUGGGCACUUUGCUCCAAAUAAUAUCUGAGCUUAACAUGAAAAUGAGUGCUCUAAAACUACCAUGUGAUCGGAAGGUCUAUGAGACACAGCUCCAAACCUGCAAACCAGCCUCAGACCUGAACUCCAGUUCCCCGGCAACACAGAUAAGGCCAGGGGCUCACAGUGGAUCAGCAUCUGUAAAGUCAGUCAUCAAGAAACACUAUGAAGGGAGCAGUGGAGAGAUAUGGACAAAACUCCAGCAGGUUUUGUCCACCCUGGAGUCAUCUGCCAGCAGAAGGAGAAAGUUGGUUGCCCCUCACAUUCAAGAUGAUGACAAAACACAGGAAGUGCAUAUCACUGCAGCACGCGAUAUCUGGGUUCAGGCCACACAAGUAUUAGAAGAAAUAGAGAGGGAGCUUGGGAUCUCUUACGCAUCAGCGUUACCCACUGAAGUUCGUCAAAAGUAUCAAAAAGAAGUUCUGUCGCUGGGACAACUUAACCGGGAACUAAGCAGCAGCCUGCAGAAACGCCAAGAAGAACAGAAGAAAAUGGAAGGAGGCAUUUUGGAGAUGAAGCAAGAGAAGAAAUUACUACAAGAGAAGUUGGACAAGCUGAAAAACAAAUGGCUGGUUACACCUAGUUCUUUUCCACCCAGAAGUCCAUCCUUGUCCCAUAGUAAGACCUCAAGCCGCUCUUGGGCAUCUCCGACGAUUCCUGCGUCUCCAUUUUUCUCACGUAGAAUGUCCAUCUCACCAACUGGCUCUCCAUCCAGGCCACGGAGACCUAGUUCUGGUAGCUCGGUUUUGGUAAAUGAAACAGAGUGUCUCCAAAGAUCCUUGGACAGACUGAAAGCAAGAAAUGAGCGUCUGACAUCAGCUCUGGAGAGACGGAAAAGCGAAUCAGAGCAGGUCAGCAUGGCUCUGAGCCGCUACGAGGCUGACUGCUCAGCUCUGAACGUGGCCCUCUCAUACAGUGAAGCGUGUGAAGAGGCAUACUGUGAUCUUUUGUCCCUGUGUGAAGCCAGGAAACAGCAGAAUGCUGCGUUAGCAGAGGCGUCUACCCCAGAACACAUUGGCAAUUUGAGUGCUGCUAACAAGGAAUCAUUCUGUACAACAGUGACCACCCAGAGCAGUUUGUCUACAGAGGAGUUUAAAGAAAAAACUGGAGUCAUAAGGCAGAGGAUCGGCCGUCUGAAGCAGGACAGGGCCACAGUGUGUAUUCCACAGGAAACCCGCACAGGAGAAGGGAAGCUCAGCCCUGAUACAGGCACCCUGGCUGGCACAAGGAAGCUAAGCUUUCUGUUCUCAAACAACCCCAAAGAAGAGAAAACAGCACUGCUGUGUGAGCUAACCAAUGUCAGGGAGGAAAUGUCCGAGCUGCAGGGAAUUAUCAGGUUAAAGCAGAAGGAACGCCGCUCACUUGACCUUUUUCUAGUAGCCCAUAGGUGUCAGGAAUCAGCUGGCGCUGCCAUGGCUCAGAGCCUGCAAGUGGGGCUGGAAGAAAGAAAAGCAGAACAACAGAGGAUAAAUGAUUGUCAGGCCGAACUGGGGAGCGGUCCAUGGAAUCAUGUCCUUACAAGAGAACUUCAUGCAGCAAGAGAAAGGGAGCUAGCCCUGAAGAGGAAAGUGACAUCUUUACGAGAGUUGUUAGAAACAGCGAUGUCGGCCACAAACAGGAGAGUUAACAAGGAGGAAGUGGCCCGCCUUUUGUUCUAUCACAAUAAAGCCCUGAGUGCAUGCAGGAGCGCUCGCAAAAUGAACCACGAGCAGCUGUGGAGGAUCAAGCGACAAAUGACAGCCAUGCAGGAACGUCACAAGUCUCAACUGGCUGAACUAAAAUCCAUGCUGGAGGCACUGGAGUGGAAGAAGGAGGAGUCUGUGCUUUAAAAGACAUUUUAUAACCAAGAAUGUAACAACCGUUAAUAACAAUAUUGUAGUAUUCAAUGUACCUUAAGUUCCAGUGGAUACAUAAAAAAAUGGGAUCACAGUUUAAAGGUGUUUUGAUCAAAACAAACCUUUUGCUAAGAUUUUUGGAAAGCAAUGACUUAAGUGUCCUUUAAUCUUCUCUGUAUAAACCACCCCAGAGCUAAUGAGUGUCCUUUUUCUUGCAAUCCAUUCUAUGAUAUUAUGAAAGACAUAUACGUUUGCUCAUUUAAGGGUGUCUUUGUGGGAACCCCAGGAUGAACAGAUCGCGAGAAAAUAGGAACAGUGUUUACCAAAGGUCAUGUGUUUUUCUUCAUGCAAAAAAAAACAUGCUUCCUGCAAAGAUCUGGCCCUUUUCUCCAGUCAAACAAAAGAUAAAAGACAAAAGAGGCUGAACCUAGAAGAUCUCAGGCUUGGCCAUUUGUUUCCUCCGUUUUACUGAGUCCACCUUUCUGCACACUCCCAACCCCCAGCCUCGGGGCAAGCAGCCGCAGCUGUGAAUGCCAGUCAGAAGGUUGAGGCAAAGGUUGAGUGUCACACCCCCAGGGGUCAAAGGGCGGCCUGUACCGUUGUUGAAGCUUGUGAAUGUAGGGGUUACAAGGCCAUGCUUAACUGAGGCUCUAGCUUGAGCUAAAGAUAAAGAAGAUCAGAGGAAUGGAUGACCGGGUCUGCUGCAUGUGCUACACUGAUCACUGUAAUGAUAAUGAAUCCUGAGUGCUGCAAAUAUUCUCAAUGUUAUAUAAUUUAGCUUGUGACAAUCAGGCAAUAUUGAUAUACUAUCAAUAUCAUGACAAAAUGUCACAAUAUAUAUGAAAUAUGUAUCACAAUAUGAAUUUAUAAUGAUACUGAUAUAAAAAAGUUUUUCGCGAAGUUUCCUUGCAAACCUGCUGUAAAUAUCAUGGUGCCGACUGUGAGUCCUAGCAAUACCUUUGAGAAUCAUACUAUAUUUUAUGCAAACUUCAUAUCGAAUGUAAUCCUAAUUACUUGUAUGUAAUAUGCAGAGCAACCAUGCAAACAUGAUGUAAUGGAAACUUU
Molecule: messenger RNA, 3355 nt
Organism: Silurus meridionalis
Lineage: Eukaryota; Metazoa; Chordata; Actinopteri; Siluriformes; Siluridae
Gene: ushbp1
Product: Usher syndrome 1C binding protein 1
Exons: 14
Coding region: 356-2284 (642 amino acids)
Source: RefSeq, a predicted model, not a curated record